Pyricularia pennisetigena is the source of this 1662-nucleotide messenger RNA. RefSeq lists its product as uncharacterized. The record is from RefSeq and is a predicted model, not a curated record. Gene Ontology annotation, molecular function: ATP binding; ATP-dependent DNA damage sensor activity; double-stranded DNA binding. Lineage: Eukaryota; Fungi; Ascomycota; Sordariomycetes; Magnaporthales; Pyriculariaceae. Bases 1 to 1662 code for a protein of 553 amino acids. The transcript has a single exon. Gene Ontology annotation, biological process: DNA recombinase assembly; DNA repair; DNA strand invasion.
AUGACGGAUCUCCUGCGGGUCUUGCCGCACUUUCCUGUCGGCCAGUAUGCUGCACUCAUCCCGGCUCUGGAGAAACACGAAGUCACCACCACCGAGCUUCUGACCCUUGAUGCCACGGAGCUCGGCAAGCGCACUCAGCUGCCCCUAUUGGAUAUCAAGCGACUUUGCGCUGCCGUCCUGCGAGCGCUGCACUCGGAUCUCGGUGUUGCCCUUCCAGUGUCCACGACCCCGACUGCUGCUGCUGCUGGAGACGGUGGUGGCGGUAAAACAGGCUCAGCGACCGGGGCAGCCACGGUCAAUGUAGAGUCGCAUCUAAAGCCAGAGCUCCCCGGGGCAGUGACCGCAACUACCAUCAACCACCUGGGUAGCCAGCUCCGUCACAACCACGCCCAGCUCGCUGCCAGAUGGUCUACCAUCAGCACUUUGAACCCGGAGCUCGAUGCCGCGCUCGGGGGCGGCAUCCCCACGGGAUACGUCACCGAGAUCACGGGUGAGUCGGGCGCGGGCAAGACUCAGUUCCUCCUCUCGCUGCUGCUGGCUGUCCAGCUGCCCCCGCCCCACGGCCUGGGCCGCAAGGCCAUGUACAUCCCCACCGAGGCCGCCCUCUCCACCAGGCGUGUGGCGCAGAUGCUGUCCGCAAACCCGCUCCUCCUGUCGGCGAGCCCCAGGCCGUCCCUGGACUCCAUCCUCAGCCUCCAGCCGCUCGGCGACAUCGAGGCUCAGGACCACAUACUGUCCUUCCAGGUGCCCCUCGAAGCCGCCCGCCGCGACGUCGGCCUCAUCGUCCUCGACUCAGUCGCCGCAAAUUUCCGCGCCGAGUAUGACGCCGCCGGCAGUAGGAGCACCGGCCUGGCCGCCCGCAGCGCCGAGCUCGUGCGACUCGGCAUGCAGCUGCGCAACCUCGCAAGGUCCCUCAACCUUGCCGUCGUCGUCGCCAACCAGGUCUCGGACCGCUUCGAGUCCAAGAUUCCCGCGCGUCCGCACCUGCCAUUGAUUGCUGCCGUCGCCCCCCCUUCGAGCGAGCAACGUUCUGAAAUACGGCUCGACGCAUCAUCCCAAACCAAAAGCGGAGGUGGGGUGGGAACAACGACGACCACCACCACCACCACCGCCGCCACGGGACCCAUCCGUCUGACCCAGGAAAGCCCACUGGCGUCGCGCAGUCGGCCUUUGCCGGCAACCAACGACCCGCCAUCAUCGUCGCUCGGUCUCUCAGACGUCUCGUGGCCGCGGCCGGUCGACCCGUUGCAGCCGUCGGGCCCCGACAUCCCCGCGCUGCUGCUCGACCACCAGCAACGCUGGUUCACCGGCUGGGGCGACGAGGAGGACUGCUCGAUGAGCGCCGGGAACCAAAAGACGCCGAGCCUGGGCCUGGUCUGGUCGACCCAGAUCUCGGCGCGCAUCGCCCUGCUCAAGAAGUCAGUCUACGGCCGAUCCAGGUACCACGGUGACGAAGACGACGGCGAUGGCAUGGGCCCGACUAUGCACUCCUGGAGAAGAUGGAUGAAGGUCGUUUUUGCACCCCACGUGGCGCCAUCGGGACCGGGGCUAGACGGUGCUGUCGAGUACGAGAUCUACAGUGGUGGGCUGAGGGGAAUAGCAGCCAAGGGCUCGUCGGGCAAGGGGACCAUCAAGAGGAAACGAAGCGACUCGAACAACUAA